AUGAACACUCCAGCAAAAAUUAAAAAGCUCGAUAAAGUAGUUGUCAAUAGAAUUGCUGCUGGGGAAGUAAUACAAAGGCCAGCCAAUGCUUUAAAAGAAUUAAUUGAAAACAGCCUUGAUGCUAAAUCUACUAAUAUUCAAAUUACUGUUAAGGAUGGUGGUUUAAAAUUAUUACAGAUUCAGGAUAAUGGUACAGGUAUUCGAAAAGAGGAUAUGGAAAUUGUUUGUGAAAGAUUUACAACUAGCAAACUGCAAACAUUUGAAGACCUUAAAUCGAUAUCCACAUUUGGGUUUCGUGGAGAAGCUUUAGCAAGUAUAAGCCAUGUAGCGCUUCUUACUAUUAUUACAAAAACAGUUGAUGAAAAAUGUGCUUAUAAGGGUUCUUACAUAGAUGGAAAGUUAAAAGCACCACUGAAGCCCUGUGCUGGAAAUCAGGGAACAACAAUAACGAUAGAAAAUUUAUUCUACAAUGUUGCUACUCGACGAAAAGCAUUCGCAAGUACAGCUGAAGAAUUUGCUAAGAUUAGCGAAGUUGUUACAAGAUAUGCAAUUCACAAUCCAAAAAUAAGUUUUACACUAAAGAAACAUGGUGAAGUCAGUCCACAGGUUCGAACCCAAUAUAAUUCGACGCAUAUGAACAAUAUUCGAACUCUCUUUGGUAAUCCAGUUGCACGAGAGUUACUUGAAAUCGAUCUAGAAGAUGUGACAUACAAAUUCAAAAUGCACGCUCUCGUGACGAAUCCAAAUUAUUCGGCAAAAAGGAUGACACUACUGCUCUUCAUUAAUCAUCGACUUGUCGAUUCAACUCCUAUUAGAAAAAUGCUAGAAGAUUUGUACUCGAUAUAUCUUCCAAAGAAGACACAUCCUUGGUGUUAUGUAUCUCUUGAAAUAAAUUCAAGCAACAUCGACGUCAAUGUUCACCCCACUAAACACGAAGUUCGAUUUCUUCAUGAAGAUUCCGUACUGGAGAAGAUGAAAAUUGCACUCGAUGAGAAAUUAGCCAGUAACAGUGCUGCGAGAACUUUUUAUUUACAAGCUCGCCUUCCAAAAGUGGACAUUACCAAAGAAACUCUUAAAGAAGUUUUACCUGAAUAUGAUAAGAAUCGUUUAGAUAAAACGAAAAAGAUACACGCACGAGAAAUGAUCAGAACAGAUUCAUCCGAACAAAAGUUGGAUAAAUUUAAUUUCACGAUUCAUGCAGGUAUUAACCAUACUAAUAGCGAUACUGCGAAGGAAUCUGGAAAUGUAGAUAUAAAUGCAUCACUUUGUGUGGAAACUAAUACCACUGAAACUGAUCGUACAGUAUCAAAUAUCAGUGAUAUUUCAAACCCGAUAAAUAAUAAGGAUAUUGUCGAAUUCACCAAUUUAAAUGAAAGUUCUACACGUACACAUCCGACUGACGAUGAUUUGACAGACGUUAGCCAAAACCCGAUCGAAGAAUCUCAAGGACAGUGGAGUGCAAUUUUAAAUAAUGCAAGUACUUCUGAAUCAACAUCAAAAUUAAGUGAUGGUCGAGAUUGCGCAGUUGCAUCUGAUCUGUCAGAUCAAGAGAAAGAGAAUUCUAAAGAAACUAAGACAAAUUAUAGUUAUUUUGAUAUGACCAAAGAUGAUAAUUCUGUUAAUCAAGACACAACAAUGGAUGAUUGUUGCGAUCCUGUAGCAAAGAAAGCCCUUGAAAAGGUCUAUCAAUAUUUGGGGAAUCCACAUACACAGAGCAGUAGUUCACAAAAGUCAGGUGCUGAAGCUAAUAAGGAAAAAGAGCAGGAAAAAGAUGUAUUGUGUACAAUACCCGAAAAAUGUUCAUCAUCGAAAAUAAUAGAAACUAAAUCUACACCAGAAUUCAAAUCCUAUUCAGUUAAUAAUUUCAUGAGGGAAGUAAAAUUGAUGAGUGUAUUAACACUGAGAAAGGAAGUAGAAGAUAAUUAUCAUGAAGGACUCAGAGAGAUUUUAUCAAAUUUAAUAUUUGUCGGCUGCGUCAACGAAAAAUUUGCUCUCAUUCAAAGUGGAGUUAAUCUUUAUAUUUGUGAUACUCAAAAAUUGGCCGAAGAGCUUUUUUACGAGAUUAUGAUCUACGACUUUGCAAAUUAUGGAGUUAUAAGAUUUUCGGAUCCAUUAUCACUAUACGAUCUAGCAAUGCUUGGUUUAGAAACAGAAGAAGCUGGAUGGACCGAAGAAGUUGGUAAAAAGGAGGAUUUGUCAACUAGCGCAAAGGAAUUAUUAUUAGAAAAGGCAGAUAUGUUGAAGGAAUACUUUUCUAUUGUAAUUGACAAAAAAGGAUAUUUGAAAUCUUUACCGAUAUUACUCGAGAAAUAUUUCCCAUACGAAGCUGAACUCCCACUGUACAUAUUACGCUUAGCAACUGAAGUGGAUUGGACAACCGAACAGCCUUGUUUUCAAGGAAUUUGUAGAGAGACUGCAAAAUUGUUUGGUUGUGUCAGUCCAAAUGAUGAAACUCAUGACUGGAAACAUGUAACUGAGCAUAUUUUAUAUCCUGCCAUAAAAGAAAGCUUAUUGCCUCCAAAACAUUUUGCUCAUGAUUCCACCAUAUUGCAAAUAGCAAGUUUGCCUGAUAUGUACAAAGUGUUUGAAAGAUGCUGAAACCCUGUAUUGAUACUUUUUUUUUAAAUGAAUAUUUUAUUUUCUACAACUUAUAUCUUUAACUAAAAGAUAAUGUGCCCAUCUCUUUCAAAUACAUUUAUUUAUUUUGAUGUGCAGAUCCUAGACAUACAUUUUUUAACGGCAACAGAAAAUAAGAUAAAAUAUAACAUAAAAUAAUUCCAGAUAAAAACCACCUGGAUUCAAAUUCAAUCAACGAAUUAAACUGCAAAAGUUUCUAUUGAAUUCAAAUUAAAAUGUCAUUGACAUAUUUAUGGACCUAGAGCUUGUAACUCAUUUAGCCCAUGAAGUAGUCUUUGGUUAAGUACCCUUGUCCACUACCGGCUGUACUUGACUGUACUCAGCAUCACCACCCCUUGGGCGUCAGCUUAACUUUUCGUCUGUUGGAAAUAUUCCACGCGAUUUAACCAAUCCCGUUUGUUUGUUAAUACUUGCUUAUCAAUUUACGAGGCAGUCCAUGAACGAAAAUUUUGGUAAUUAGAGCAGUCAUGAAAGUGAUGCCUUCAUAAAUUGAAGUAAUAAUUUAUUAUUAGAUGCUCUGGUCUUAUAAGUUCAUAUGAUUAUGAAAAUUUGAUUACUAUAACAUGAUAACCAAUCAAUUGUUGAACGAAUGUGGGAUUACUAUACACAAUGCUGUAACUGUUAUUUCAAAUUUUCAUACUUGUCGAACCGUUUCAAAUAAAUAUUAUAUUGUGUAUACGUA
Molecule: messenger RNA, 3319 nt
Organism: Cephus cinctus (wheat stem sawfly)
Lineage: Eukaryota; Metazoa; Arthropoda; Insecta; Hymenoptera; Cephidae
Gene: Mlh1
Product: DNA mismatch repair protein Mlh1
Exons: 9
Coding region: 1-2598 (865 amino acids)
Biological process (GO): mismatch repair
Cellular component (GO): MutLalpha complex
Molecular function (GO): ATP hydrolysis activity; mismatched DNA binding; ATP binding
Source: RefSeq, a predicted model, not a curated record